Molecule: messenger RNA, 4808 nt
Organism: Rubroshorea leprosula
Lineage: Eukaryota; Viridiplantae; Streptophyta; Magnoliopsida; Malvales; Dipterocarpaceae
Source: the annotation of a GenBank genome assembly
GUUUCUGCUUUAUGUUCUUAAGCUCCCUAAAAUCGCUUACAAGAUUUACCCUAAAGAUCUCAGGAAAAAAAAAAAAGAAAAAGCCAACUAAAAUACAUUUUCAUUGCUUUCUCAAUUCUCAGGCAUUGAAAAAACCAAUCUCAAGUCUGAGCCGGCAGCUAGUUGCAGAGUUCGUGCUAACCACCGUAGCUGAUUAGAUGGCGGCUGAUCUUAUCCUUGGUCCUGUCGUUGAUGCCACUGUAUCCAGGGUGAUUGUUGCUGCUUCAGGGCAGAUCAAUCUAAUUUGGGGAUGGAAGGCCGAUCUGAAAAGGUUCCGCCUCAUAAUGAAGAUGCUCGGAGACGUGUUGCAAGAUGCAGAUGAAAAGCACGUCACUGGCCACCCUCGUCUUCAAGCUUGGCUUGAGGAGCUUCGAGCUGUUGCUGAUGAGGCUGACGAUAUGCUGGAAGACGUCGCCUACCAUAAUCUGAGGCGUCGGGUAGCAUUUCCGAAAUCAUUUUGGAAGAAGGUCAGCUACUUGUUUACUCCUUCUAAUCAUCAUCCCCUGGUGUUUCGCCUUAGGAUGGCUAACAAAGUUAGGAACCUGAAUAUACACCUUGCUGAUAUUUGUGAAUGGGCCACUCGUUUGGGGCUGCAAUACAAAUUUGCAAACACUAGUGUCCCCAUGCCUAUAGUAAACCAACAGACCCACUCUUUUCUAUCUUCUAUUGAUCCAUCACUACAAGUUAUUGGAAGAGAUGAAGAUGUCCAUCAAAUAGUUAGCAUGUUAACUGAUGAUGACUCUAGUAAUGGGGAAGCUCUCUCUGUCAUUUCUAUAUGGGGUAUGCCAGGCCUGGGGAAAACUACUUUAGCCAAAGCAGUGUAUGCAACUGAUAAAAUACAAAACUAUUUUGGCAAAAAUAAAAUGUGGGUUUUUGUGUCUGUAAAUUUUGAUGUCCAGAAGAUUUUAGGGGAAAUGUUGGAGUCUCUCACCAAGGCUCCUACUACAAUAGAAAAUAGAGAUACUUUGCUUCAGAAAAUAAAAGAAGAAUUGGAGAAAGAGGAGAAAAGCUAUUUUUUGAUUCUAGAUGACGUGUGGAAUGAGAACAGUAGAAAAUGGGAUGAAUUAAGAAAUUGUUUGUUGUCAAUAAGUAAAAAGCCAAGAAAUAGAGUUGUUGUGACAACUCGAAGUAAAAAAGUUGCAUUAACAAUGGGAACACUUUCCAAACACAUGUAUCCUCUUAAGCAACUAGAAGAUAAUGAAUGUUGGCGUAUAAUCAAGGGAAAAGCAUUCGGAAAGUGUACUAUACCUUUAGGAUUGGAAGGAAUUGGGGAGAGAAUUGGGGCCAAAUGUGGAGGUUCCCCCUUAGUUGCAGCUGUUAUAGGCGGGACUUUGUGCAAUAAAAGGGAUACAAAUGAGUGGUUGUCAAUUGAAAGGAAGAUGGACGCAUUGAGUUCACUUGAGGAUCAGGAUAGUAGCAUCCUGCAUACCUUACAAUUGAGUUUUGAUCAAUUGCCAAAACUAGCUUUGAAGCAGUGUUUUGCGUUCUGUUCUAUCUUCCCCAGGGCUUUUGUCAUGAAAAGGGAUGUUUUAGUUCAGCUUUGGAUGGCUGAAGGAUAUCUCCAACCAUCUAAGGGAAAUUCUAUGGAGGAUAUGGGUACCAAAUACUUUAACGACUUAUUAUCAUAUUCUUUGUUUCAAGAGGAAGAAAGAGAUGAUUUUGGGAAUGUUGAGUCUUGUAAGCUACAUGAUUUAAUUUAUGAUCUUGCAGAAUCAGUUUCAAGAUUUGACAUGGUGAUUUUUAUCAGAGGAUCUGGGACCAAUGUUUCUGGUGCUGGGUCUAAUGUUCCAAUUUAUGAUGAGGUUCAACAUUUGAAUCUCACUCAUGGUGUGCCAACCAACUUGGGAGAUGUAGCUCCAAAAUUAUGCACUUUGUUUUCAAGUAAUGGUUUUCCUUGCAGAAUGGGAACAACAAAAUUCAAAAGAUUACGAGUGCUCAAUUUUUGUGAUGCUUCUGAUGCAAAACAAUUGCCAACAUGUUUUGACAACUCAAAGAGCUUGAGAUACUUGGACAUAUCAAGAACUGAAAUGGAAGAACUACCCAAAUUCGUCACCAAGCUGUACAAUUUGCAGACAUUUAGAUUCAUGGACUGCACAUCUCUUAAAAUGCCGCCAAGAGGAAUAGGAGAUUUAAUCAACUUGAGGCAUAUUUAUUUCAAUGAUGAAGAGCGUAUGCCUGCAAACCUUGGGAGACUAACCAACCUGCAAACAUUGCCAUUGUUUUUUGUAGGUACAACAAAGGGACGUAAAAUUGAAGAAUUGGGAAGCUUAAGAGGACUCAAAGGAAGACUAGAGAUCUGUAAGCUUGAUCUUGUUAAAGGAAAAUCAGAAGCGGAGAAAGCUAAAUUACAUGAGAAGGCAGUUGAUGUGUUGGAAUUAUGUUGGAGCGAAGGAGGCAGUCGCGAGAACUUAGAUGAAGAUGUCUUGGAAGGCCUCACGCCUCACUCAAAUAUAAGAAUAUUAAGUACUGAAGGCUAUGGAGGUAGAAACUUGGCAUCAUGGAUGUCGAAAAGCAGUGAAGAAUUGUUCUUACUCAAUAAUUUGGUGGAUCUGAAGAUUAGAAGUUGCCGCAUGCUAUACAGAAUUUCAGGUAUCAGUUGGUUUUCAUCUCUUCAGCGGCUUUCUGUUGAGUGGUGUGAUGAAUUAACUAGCUUGGGUGAUGGUGAGGAAGCAGUGCUUACAUCAAUGUCCCUCAAAAAAUUAUCCAUAUAUGGGUGUGAUAAGUUAGAAAGAUUUUUAGUUAAUGGAUUCUCAUCCCUGGAGGAACUCAACAUUGAGCAUUGCAAGGCGAUAAAGAGCAUAGGAGGUAGCCUAUCGAGUUCCACGUGUCUGAAACAGUUAUAUCUACAAAGCUGUCCUAAAUUGGAGUCUAUUCCAAGUCUAGAAGGACUUGUCUCUCUAAAAAUAAUAACUAUUCAGUAUUGUGAUGGAUUUAAGCGUCUACCGAGUGGGCUCUCAUCCUGCGCUGCUCUGGAGGAAUUGGAGAUGUGGAGUUGCUUUAAUUUGGUUUCUAUUCCUGAAGAAUUAAAGCAGUUACGGUCUCUUGUUAAGUUGAUUUUUUGGAAUUGUCCAAAAUUAAGGCGCUUCCCAGAGGAAAUCUUGGACGGCCUUGUCAGCUUGAAGAGAUUAGAGCUUGGCCCUUUCUUAGAAGAGCUGGAGGAAUUCCCAAAUUUGAGUUCCAUCCACGCCUCUCUUGAAGAGUUGAUUCUAUACGGAUGGAAAAAACUAACUCACCUCCCACAAAUUCAACACCUCACCGCUCUAAAGGACUUGAGGAUAUACGACUUCAGUGGAAUGGAAUCUUUACCAGACUGGUUUAACAACUUGUCCUCCCUUCAUCGAGUCGAAAUUUGGAGCUGCCCAGACAAGUUAAAGGAAAAAUGCACCAAGGGAAGCGGUCCUGACUGGCAUAAGAUUUCUCACGUUCCAUACAUCAGAAUAGAUGGGGAGUUCAUCCAAUUCCAAUCCAAAUACUGAAGCAAAGAGAUGGAAUGAUGAUUUCUAGAAUUCAGAACUGCACUCCUAUAAGCUUCAACGUUGAGCAGGUAGAUUGUGAAAGCCCUUUGUUAAUAUACAUGAAUUCAGAGUACACUGUAUUUUCAAAAGGUGUUCAGUUUUUGCUCUCAAUUGGAAGGGAUGUUCAAGAGUAUCUUCUUCCUCAAUUAAUCUGCUGCUUCUUUGAAAACCAACCAAUUUGUUCAGGAGAAUGCCAGGUGUAGCAUAGCUUAUGGACUUUUAUCUUCCAUCUAAGGUAUCGACCAGAUUGGAAAACUUGUGAAAUCUCACCCAUUUUGUUCCUCUAUGAGAGAAAACUUUGACAGAGUGGAGUACAAAACUGUCUUCAAGGUCUCUCACUUAACAGUUGCAAGCAAUAAACUGAAAGGCAUAGUUUGAGCAAAAUGGCAUAAGUUUGACUGCAUUUCCAAGAAGCUGCAGUGGUGUGGGUUUGAUUUCAGUAUGUUUGUCUACAACUGUCCUGUUUCAAAUUAUCACAACCCUUGGUCCUUCAAAAGAGGGAUCCUGACAUAGCCUUGCAGGCACAGAACUAUUGGCCCUUUGCAUUCAAACUUCUGAAGAACUGAGGUUGUUUGAGAUUCUCUUGGGGGGACUUUGCAUUCAAGCUUUUGUUUCAUUUAUGACAUUGCAUUUCUGGACUGCUGCUUAUGGUUAUGAUACUGUGUCUGUAUCAUUAUUUGUUUUAAUUUUUGUGGGACAACACAAAACACUAAAGACAGUUAGGACUAUUCCCACUUUUUAGUAAAUUAUAAUUUGGCUACAAUUAUUCCUGUGCAUGCCUGUCUGUGCAUAUAGUAUAUCGGUAUACUUUUAGUUCAUUGGGCUUAAAGCACAGAAGAGAUACUCAUCCAAUAGGCAAUUAAUAGAGGAGAAAUGGGUGGACAGUAGCUUCACCGAGCAACAGAAUAUUACUCCGCGAGUUCUUGGGGAUGCUCAAUUUUACUUGCUGCAGCUAGACCCAAACUGAUUUUGCUUAAGUCAGCUCAUGACUACAUCAAGGCAUCUUUGAUUUGUGACAUUGUUUUUGAUGGCUUGGCUAUAAUGAUCAUCAUCAAAUAAGCAAACAAAUGCUGGAGGAAAAGACCAAAACAGCUUUCAUUCAGUGUAAGAUAAUUCUGGUGUGCUUGCUUUAUCUUCAGUGUACAAUUGUGCUCUCAGCAGGUGGGGUGUCCCAAUAUCUUGCUACUUGUAUGGAAAUUUACCAAUUUCAAGGCGUGUGACCAAAGUAGAGUAGCCUAUGGACUUCCUUUUUCC